AAGACAAAGCUUGCAGAAAGUAGCUGACAUGAUGGGGCUGCUCUCUGUCAGUGUCGGACCCUUUCGGAACCGGGUUCGGACGUGGGGCCGAGACUUUUCCAUGUUUUCAGCUACUUUUCGCCACAGCAGUGCAGUCGCUGUGUCGAAGACGCCCCUGAUCCAAAAGAAGUGUGGAGGAUUAUAUCAACACUGUUUCCCUCUUGCUCGGCUACUUAGCUCAAACAAACCACCAAGAGGUUUUGAAAAGUUUUUCCCAAAGAGUGAAGAGAAUCCCGGUGUAAACAAAUCCGAUGAAAAUGAAAACACCAAGGAAGAAUCUCUUGGAAGGGACGGACAGGACCCAAAUGAAGAAGGGAAUCAAAGACGAAGAGGAGGAAAAAAGGAAGAAUCACACUGGUGGACGCGUUUUCAGGAUGAUUUUCCCUUGGAUGAAAAAACAAUACGUAACUUAGCAUUUGCUGUAGCUGGCAUGGCCACAGCUUUUCUGUACUUCUACUUCCGAGAGAAGGGGGCCCAAAUCUCAUGGAAGGACUUUGUGCAUCACUAUUUAAAUAGAGGCUUGGUGGAUCACCUGGAAGUUGUUAACAAACAAUACGUCAAAGUGAUUCCUGCCAAUGGAGUGAACACAUCUGAAGUGAACUAUUUGUGGUUCAACAUAGGCAGUGUCGACUCAUUUGAGCAUAACCUGGAGUUAGCUCAGCAGGAUAUGGGUUUGGACCCCACACACAAAGUACCUGUUUUCUACAGCAGUGAAAGUGAUGGGACAUUCCUAUUUAGCAUUCUCCCAGCCUUACUUAUGGUUGGCUUCUUAGUUUUUACAACACGUCACGGACCAAUGGCACAAUCACGUGGACGCAGGGGGCGAGGAAACCCCUUCAGUAUGAGUCAAUCCAAAGCCAAGCUCAUAACAGAAAACAUCAAUGUUCGAUUCACGGAUGUCGCAGGCUGCGAGGAAGCCAAGCUGGAGAUAUUGGAGUUUGUCAACUUCUUGAAGAACCCUCAGCAGUACAAGGAACUGGGAGCCAAGAUUCCCAAGGGUGCAGUGUUAUCUGGUCCACCAGGGACAGGGAAGACCUUGCUAGCUAAGGCUACUGCGGGAGAGGCUAACGUCCCCUUCAUCACUGUCAACGGCUCAGAGUUCCAGGAAAUGUUUGUUGGCGUCGGCCCAGCAAGGAUAAGGGAUAUGUUUGCCAUGGCUAGAAAAAAUGCUCCUUGCAUCGUUUUCAUUGACGAGAUUGACGCAGUGGGCAGGAAGAGAGGCAGAGGGAACUUCGGUGACCAGAGCGAGCAAGAAAACACGCUCAACCAGUUACUUGUGGAAAUGGAUGGGUUCAAUAGUAGUACAAAUGUGGUUGUUUUGGCUGGUACCAAUCGAGUUGAUAUCCUGGAUCCAGCUCUGAUGAGGCCUGGACGCUUUGAUAGACACAUAUACAUAGGCCCACCAGAUAUAAAAGGCAGGGCAUCCAUUUUUAAGGUGCAUUUGAGACCUCUGAAGUUGGACUCCAGUAUAGAAGUAGAGGCUUUAGCUAGGAGACUAGCUGCACUAACUCCAGGUUUUACUGGGGCUGAUAUCGCUAAUGUAUGUAAUGAGGCUGCUUUAAUAGCAGCACGUCACCUAUACCAGUAUGUUGAUACCAAGCACUUUGAACAGGCAGUCGAGAGAGUCAUUGGAGGUCUUGAAAAAAAGACACAGGUACUGCAGCUUCCGGAGAAGACUACUGUGGCGUAUCAUGAGGCUGGACAUGUUGUGGCCGGCUGGUUCCUAGAACAUGCAGACCCCCUCCUUAAGGUGUCCAUUGUUCCCAGAGGAAAAGGUUUAGGUUAUGCUCAAUAUCUACCAAAGGAGCAGUACCUGUUCACCCGGGAGCAGCUGUUUGACAGAAUGUGCAUGAUGCUUGGGGGUCGAGUGGCUGAGCAGGUUUUCUUAAGUCGAGUCACCACUGGGGCACAGGAUGACCUCAGGAAAGUCACACAGUCUGCAUACACACAGGUUGUACAGUUUGGAAUGAGUGAGGCGGUGGGUCAGAUGUCAUUUGACCUCCCUCAGCAGGGUAACAUUGUAACUGAGAAGCCCUACAGUGAACCUACAGCUCAGCUUAUAGACCAGGAGGUCCGUGUGCUCAUAGAUGCUGCCUUCCAACGGACACUUCAGCUUGUCACCGAUAAAAAAGAACUAGUGGAAAAGGUAGCAAAACGUCUUCUAGAAAGAGAGAUUCUAGACAAAGCUGACAUGGUAGAACUGCUGGGACAGCGUCCCUUUCAAGAAAAUUCAACAUAUGAGGAGUUUGUAGAAGGGCUUGGAGAAUCUGAGGAGGAUACCUCUUUCCCAGAAGGGCUGAAGCACUGGAACAAAAACAAAGGGGAUGAAAAACACCUGCAGAAUCCGCAAAACAAAUCAGCUGUUCACCUGUAG
Molecule: messenger RNA, 2413 nt
Organism: Scomber japonicus (chub mackerel)
Lineage: Eukaryota; Metazoa; Chordata; Actinopteri; Scombriformes; Scombridae
Product: AFG3-like protein 1
Exons: 17
Coding region: 29-2413 (794 amino acids)
Biological process (GO): mitochondrial protein processing; protein-containing complex assembly
Cellular component (GO): m-AAA complex; membrane
Molecular function (GO): zinc ion binding; ATP-dependent peptidase activity; ATP binding
Source: RefSeq, a predicted model, not a curated record